AACUAUUUAUUGCUUUGUUUUCUUCGUUUUACUCCGGCAUUACCUUUGAAUGGGAGUUCAAAACUUCAGUUUCUGGAGAAGAAACGCUUUGUUCGAGUUUUGAAUUUCUUCCUGUCCAACUAUGGCUUCUUCUUCUUCUUCUUCUUCUUCUUUCUUCAAUGAUUCUCAAGAAAAAUACGAUGUGUUCAUCAGUUUCAGCGGCAAGGACGUUAGACGAGGUUUUCUGAGUCAUCUAGUAAAGGAACUAUGUCGAGCGAAAAUUAGGGCUUAUGUAGAUGAAGAAAUGAAAAGAGGAGAACAAAUAUCAUCCUCGCUUCGGGGAGCAAUUCAAAACUCGCAAAUCUCAAUCGUCAUAUUCUCAAAAAACUACGCCUCUUCAAGCUGGUGUUUGGAUGAGCUUGAAGAAAUCAUGAAAAUGAAGGAACAAGUUGUUUUACCCGUUUUUUACUACUUAGAUCCCUCACAUGUACGGCACCAGCGAGGCGCUUAUAAGAGGGCAUUUGCUAAACAUGAAUUGAAGUUUCAAGGAAACGGCUUGAAGGUUCAAAAUUGGAGAUCAGCCUUGAAGAAUGCUGCUGAGCUAUCUGGCUAUAAUAUGUCCCAUUAUCGUAAUGAAUCUGAACUCAUAGAUGGCAUCGUCAAUGGUGUUUCGUCAAGCUUGAAUAUCUCUCCUAGUGAAUCAAAAGGCCUUGUUGGGAUUGAUGAACAUCUUGAUUGUAUUAGAUUGUUUUUGGAAAGGAAGUCAAAAGAAGUUCAAAUCCUUGGAAUUUGUGGCAUGAGGGGCAUCGGUAAAUCAACCAUUGCACAAGUUGCAAUUGACAAAUUCUCUUCCCACUUUGAAGGCUCUUACUUUUUAGAAAAUGUGAGAGAAGAAUCGCAAAAGUAUGGGCUGAAAUCUUUAAGAGCGAAACUUAUUUCUGAGCUGCAAGGGGAAAAAUCCACUUUUGUUCAUAAAAGGCUUGUUAGACGAAGAAAAGUUUUUGUUGUGCUUGAUGAUGUGGGUUCUUCAGAACAACUACAGCAUUUGGUUACAGAUGGAAUUCAUUGGGGACCUGGUAGUAGAUUCAUUGUAACAAGCAAAGACAAGCAAGUGCUAACUGCUGGCGGAGUUCAUGCCAUACAUGAAGUCAAGGAAUUGGGCCCUAAAGAAUCCCUUAAGCUUUUCAGCUUAAAUGCCUUCAAAAAAAGCCAUCCUGAACAGGGAUAUGAGGAACUUUCACAGAGGGCAGUUGGUUAUGCCAAGGGCCUUCCUCUAGCUUUAAAAGUUGUGGGUUCAUCUCUUUGUUCUAGAGACAGAGGAACAUGGGAAAGUACACUGAGAAAACUUGAGAGGUACCCCGAUCCUCAAAUUCAAGAUGUGUUAAAAACGAGCUAUGAUGGAUUAGAUGAUGUGCUAAGGGACGUAUUUCUUGACAUUGCUUUCUUUUACAAAGGAGAAGAUAAAGAUCAUGUCAUAAGGCUACUUGAUGCCAGUAACCUUUUUGCUGCUUAUGGAAUAGAAGGACUUCUAGAUAAAGCUCUUAUAUCCAUUUCAAAUGACAAGGUAAUACAAAUGCAUGACUUAAUUCAAGAAAUGGGUUGGGAAAUAGUUCGGCAAGAAUGCAAGGAAAAUCCUGGAAGACGUAGUCGGUUGAAGGACUUUGAGGAAGUGUAUGAUGUGUUAAAAAUAAUAAGGGAACUGAUGCCAUUAAAGGGAUAG
Neltuma alba is the source of this 1699-nucleotide messenger RNA. RefSeq names its product TMV resistance protein N-like. The transcript is spliced from 3 exons. The record is from RefSeq and is a predicted model, not a curated record. Gene Ontology annotation, molecular function: ADP binding. NCBI's taxonomy places the organism in Eukaryota, Viridiplantae, Streptophyta, Magnoliopsida, Fabales, Fabaceae. The coding region runs from base 122 to 1699 and encodes 525 amino acids. Gene Ontology annotation, biological process: defense response; signal transduction.